AUUGCAGUGUUUAAUUUAGCAUUUGCAGACCUGUUUGGUAGCUCUGCUAUGGUGCCAAAAGUAUUUGACAUCUUUCAGUUUGACCAUCGUUACAUUCCCUAUGAUGACUGUUUUACAUUCAUGUUUUUCUGUUACGCCUGCCUUGCAAUGGAGCCUUUUAAUCUGGUUGCACUUGCCUAUGACAGACUGAUAGCCAUCAUCUUCCCACUGCACUAUCAACUAAUGGUGACAUGUAGGUUCAUGUUUUCUUUGAUUGCCUCUUUCUGGCUCAUUGUCAGUACUUUUCUACUCAUUGCAGUUGUCCCUCUAACAACACUUUCCUAUUGUAAAUCUGUGGUUAUUAAUAGUUAUUUUUGUGACUAUGCCUUGGUGCACAAACUAGCCUGCAAUGAAAAUGCACUCACCUUGUUCACUGGACACUCUGUAUCAGUUCUCAUGCUUUGGCUUCCACUGCUAUUUAUCUUGUCAUGUUAUUCAUAUAUUGGCUAUGCAUUGUCUAAAGUAGCUGCAGUCAAUGAAAGAGUGAAGGCCUUUAAAACCUGCACAUCUCAUCUUUCACUUGUGGCAAUCUAUUUUCUCCCUGUAAUGUUCACAUUUGCUAUGAAUGCAUAUAUCGAUCCAAAUACCAGACUCAUAAACAUGUCUCUGACCGCUGUCUUUCCUCCCAUGUUAAAUCCAAUCAUUUAUGUUCUGCAGACACAAGAAAUCAGAGUAUCUGUGAAAAGGUUAUUAAAAAUCAAAAAGCGAUCCAGAAUCACAGUGAAGAAAGCAAUUUUAAAAUGA
Molecule: messenger RNA, 783 nt
Organism: Monopterus albus (swamp eel)
Lineage: Eukaryota; Metazoa; Chordata; Actinopteri; Synbranchiformes; Synbranchidae
Product: olfactory receptor 1E5-like
Exons: 1
Biological process (GO): detection of chemical stimulus involved in sensory perception of smell; G protein-coupled receptor signaling pathway
Cellular component (GO): membrane
Molecular function (GO): G protein-coupled receptor activity; odorant binding; olfactory receptor activity
Source: RefSeq, a predicted model, not a curated record